AUGGAUACAUUUCAAACUGCCAUGAAACUUGUCCGACCUGGAUGUUUCAUGGCAUCAAUUGACCUUAAGGACGCCUACUAUUCCAUACCAGUUGCGGAUGAGGAUAGGAAAUUCCUUAUGUUCGAAUGGAAAGGAACCUUUUACCAAUUCACUUGUCUCCCUAAUGCCCAUUUCUUGAGCCCUAGGGUUUUUACAAAAAUCUUAAAGGCUGUGUACUCUCAUUUGAGAGGUUUAGGACACACUUGUAUGGGUCACAUUGAUGAUUCCUUAUUGCUAGGCUACGACCAUGAAGCUUGUAAAAACAAUAUUGUAGAUUCUACAAACUUGUUCCAACAAUUGUGGUUUGUCAUACACCCCGAGAAAUCAGUUUUGCAUCCAGUACAAGCUAUUCAAUUCCUUGGAUUUGUGAUUAAUAGCCUGGCUAUGACAGUGAGGCUUAUACCUAGGAAAAUCACCAAGGGCAAAUCUUUUUUCAAUAACUUAUUAAAUAAACAUAAACCUACCAUAAGGGAGGUUGCUCGAGUAAUAGGCCCGCUGAUCUCCAGUCUUCCAGCAGCAGUACAGUUCGGACCUCUGCAUUAUAGAAACCUAGAAAGGGAUAAAAUUUCGGCGCUAUGUGCCAUAAAGGCAACUUUGAUUCACCUAUGA
Molecule: messenger RNA, 648 nt
Organism: Paramuricea clavata
Lineage: Eukaryota; Metazoa; Cnidaria; Anthozoa; Malacalcyonacea; Plexauridae
Source: the annotation of a GenBank genome assembly